ACACAAUUUAUUACCACUUUUGUUUUGAGAAGAGGUGAGAGAGAAAGUGUGUGGGAGCUUAGUGGACAUUAAAAUGGAAGGAGCCCUUCCUUUUCCGGCACUUUCUUUUGCUUUCAGUCCCCACUUCCCUUUUUAUUAACACUUCACAAAACAAACUCUCUCAUCUCCUCACACUUCAAAUCCAAAUAUCUCUGUUCUCAAUAUUCCACCCCCUUUUCUCUUCUCUCUUCUUUCUCUAUUCUCAGAUCCAUUGCUUUAUCCCACAGCUUCCACCACUGCAUCCAAACACGCCCUUCUCUCAUUUUCACCAGCUAGAUAGAAUUUGCUCUUGCAAAAAUGGCAGCUUCUGGGGUUCAUUCUAGCAAGCAAAUGAGGAGGUUGGAAUCGAGGAAGUCACAUUCUUGGUGGUGGGAUAGUCACAUCAGCCCCAAGAAUUCUAAGUGGCUUUCAGAAAACCUUGAAGAGAUGGACCGGAGUGUGAAGCGAAUGUUGAAGCUGAUAGAAGAGGAUGCAGAUUCAUUUGCCAAAAAAGCUGAAAUGUAUUAUCAGAAGAGGCCAGAAUUGGUUGCUCUGGUUGAGGAGUUUUACCGUGUUUACCGGGCUCUGGCUGAACGUUAUGAUCAUGUGACAGGAGAAUUACGGAAGAAUAUACCCUCUGAUCUCCAAUCCCAAGGUUCAGGUAUUUCAGAUGCUGGCUCUGAACCAUCCUCCACUUGGCCCUCUCCAACUCCAAAGAGGGGGGGUCGUCUUAAAUCUAGUACCCGAGCUGCUGGGUUUGAAUACUUUCUUGGCUCUAGUGGAAAUGGUACUGAUGUAUACCAAAAAGAUGGGGAUGAGUCUUCUACUUUGACAGAUUCUGAGGAGGAAUCUGAUGAUUCAUCAGUUAACAAUUAUUCAGGUUUCUCACGGAAUGGUAGUGAUCUAGGGAUAAACAGAAGAAUAAUGGAGUUGGAAACUGAGCUCCGUGAGGUAAAAGAAAAGCUAUGGAUGCAGGAAGAGGAACAUGCAGAUGGUUCAACUAGGGGAUCAAGAAAUGAGAAUACUGAUGUUUAUACCAAAAUUAAUGCAUAUGAACAAGAACUGAUGACUGUGAAUGAGAAGUUAAGACUUUCAGAAGAAGAAAUUACUAAACAGAAGAUUGAGCUUCAAAAAUACAGACUCUUCAAUACAGAAAAUUUGGAGGCUGGUUUUGAGUCAUCACUAACGAAAAAACACAUCAAUGAAGGAGGGGAAGCACACAAGAUGAUAGAGGUUGAGGGAAGCAUUGAUGGUGUGGAUAAGGAAUUGUUUGACCAAAAUGGUGAGAUCGAGACACUUGCGAGGGAGCUAAGAAUUACCAAAGAAAAUCUCAAAGCUUCGGAAAUGCAAAUUACUUCACUGAAAUUUGAGGCCAAUAAAUCAUCUGAAAGAAUUCAGCAAUUACAUGAUCAGCUUGAGUUGGCUCGUAAAGACAUUUCUACUUGGAAAACCAAAUUCAAUAGUGAGAAAAGAGAGAGCACCAAACUCCAUGAAAGACUUGCGAGGUUAAGGACUAGUCUAUCAGAUCGUGACCAUGAGAUCAGGGAUUUGAAAACAGAAGUAUCUGAUGCCGAGCAGAAAAUCUUCCCAGAGAAAGCUCAGUUGAAAUCUGAAAUGUCAAAGGUGCUGGAGGAACGGACUCAUUUAGAGGAACAGAUCAGAGAAUGGGAAAGUCGAGGCCGUUGUUUUGAAGACGAUAUCAGAAGGAUCCAGUCUGAAAAAAUGGAGAUGGAGGAGGCACUCAAGGGUGAGAUUCAGCUGUUAAAGGCAGGAAUUGAGCAGAGAGAGAACAACAUAAAAGAACUCAACACAAGCAUUGAUACUUUAAAACUAGAGAAAGAUAAUCUCCACGUAGAAGUUGGUUCACUCAAGGAAGAGGUGAACUCCAGAGAUGGUAGGAUUGAACACCUGAACAGCCAUUUGAACGAGCUUCACGUGGAACAUGUACAACUGAUUGCUGGAAUGGAGGAGGCACACAAACAUGUGGAAGAACUAAAAUCAAAAGCCAAGCAACUUGAGGAAGAGGUCGAGAGGCAAAGAACCGUGAUCUUAGAAGGAGCAGAAGAGAAACGCGAGGCCAUAAGGCAGCUAUGUUUCUCACUCGAGCACUAUAGAGAUGGCUAUAAUAUGCUUCGGCAGCAUGUUAUGGGGCACAGACGAGUUCCAGUUUUGGCUGCCUAGUUAAUAAAUUUGAAACGUGAUCUUGUAUAUUGUUUUGGUGCUAUCUUCAUUUCUGUCUUGGGAUGUUUUAUGGUUCUAGUGUAUGAGUCAAGGUCAUGUGUACUACUACGGAGAAGUGAUGACCAUGUUUGCAUGGUGUAAGUUAUACUCUGGCUUGUUAGCUAUACGCCUAAUACCACAAUAUGCUGCUGAUGCCAUUGCUAAGAUAACCCUUCCUUAAGGGCUCAAGAGAGAUUGAAAAAUUUGCUUAGUUUGAUCUAAUAUUGUAUAACCGACUCGUCUGGUCUGAUGUCAAUGAUUGUGCAACUUCUUUUUUUAAGUUAUUGCAACUUGGAUUUCCCUUACAGUAAAUAUAUAAUGUUCUUGGUUAA
Glycine soja is the source of this 2570-nucleotide messenger RNA. RefSeq names its product protein NETWORKED 4A-like. The record is from RefSeq and is a predicted model, not a curated record. Bases 337 to 2199 code for a protein of 620 amino acids. Gene Ontology annotation, molecular function: actin binding. The transcript has 4 exons. Gene Ontology annotation, cellular component: vacuolar membrane. NCBI's taxonomy places the organism in Eukaryota, Viridiplantae, Streptophyta, Magnoliopsida, Fabales, Fabaceae.